GACAUCCUCAAAGCGUACAACAACGUUCCGAUCAGGGACAGCCAUCUGAUCUUCAAUCGGAUUGCAGUGUGGAGCCCCACUCGCUUGGCAUUCUUCGCGUUCCAGUGUCUGGUGUGUGCCUUUGGGAACGUCCAUAGUGUGACCUGUUGGAUCCGCGUUUCUUGGGGCAUUCGGCUCAUUUUUCGCCGCAUGUUGUUCGCCUUGUUGGAACUCUACGUGGACGACUUCUCUGGCAUCGCUCCGGCUCGGCUUGCCCAAGAGCUCCUGGACUGCUUCAUCUUGUUCUUGGACACAUUGGGCAUGCCUUACGCCAAACGUAAGGUCAACAUUGGGGCAGACAUCGAGGUUCUGGGCCUUUUGUUCAACCUCUCGGGUAAGCCUUUCUUCCAGGUAUCUCGUGAUCGCGUCUUGCAAAUUGUUAAAGCAAUUGAUUCCAUCUUUGCAGAAGGACAACUUGCACCUGCGGCAGCGCGCAAGUUGCAAGGGAAACUGUUUUUCAUUUUCGUCUCUUUGGUGGAUCGUGCGGUCAAUCCCGUGCUGAGGCCGCUCAUUAAUCGAUCUGAGGAGCUUGAUGGCACGUUGGCGCUAACGCAUCGUCUAAAGCACUGCCUCGAGGUGGUGCGGUUCCUGGUCCAACAACCGAUGAAACGGUUUGCGAAAUUCUGCGGAGACCACAACGUUGGGAACGUCAUCUAUACCGAUGCGUCGUUCGCCAACGGCUGCGGAAUGCUUUCAGGUGUAAAGGUGGUCAUCUUGAAAGAUGGAAAGAUGAAGUUCUUGUGGUUUUCUUAUUCAGUUUCCAAAGAGGAGCUUCAUCCUUGUACAGGUCGUCAACCUAUAUCCUUUCUCGAGGCCAUCGCGCCAUCUCUUGCUGUUAGAAUUUUUGACAAUUUUGUGUCCAACUCUUUUCACACUUUUGCUGUCGAUAAUGAAGCGGCAAAAUCAUGUCUCCUUAAUCAAUCUUCACAGAAACCUCAUAUGGCCUUCUCGGCUUUCUUGUUCUGGUCAUCCAUUUCUUUGUGCGGGGGCAGCGCGUGGCUCUCACGCAUCCCCUCGGCACUGAACAUUGCUGAUAUUUUUAGUAGA
This is a messenger RNA of Amoebophrya sp. A25, 1086 nucleotides long. Lineage: Eukaryota; Dinophyceae; Syndiniales; Amoebophryaceae. The record is from the annotation of a GenBank genome assembly.